CGGACCAUUUGGUUUACACAGACGACCCAUUUCUCCUGCUUCGAACCUGGAAGGAAGCCAUGGUCGGUGGUCACCGUUAUAUGGUCAGCCACUUGGCUCCGAACUCCACACUGAUACACAUUCUUCCAUAUUUUAUGAGUGGAAGAAACCUGUCAGCAUUGUUGUGGCUAUCCACCCUAGGACAUUUACCCUGGGCUAUUCUACCCUGGGCUGUGUCGUCUCGGUCCUAAUUAUCCCGAUCCGUACUUCUUCGGGCUGCAUGACCUCGGGCUGUAUGACCUCGGACCGCUUGACCCUGACUGGACUAAGGCCUGCACUACAUCGAGCUUCUGAUAUACAUAUGUGCAAAGUUUUAUUUUUGAUUGAUUGAAUUUGAAUACAUAUAUAGAUGGAAAAUAUAUAUUGAAA
This is a messenger RNA of Penaeus monodon (black tiger shrimp), 408 nucleotides long. RefSeq lists its product as uncharacterized. The annotation marks the transcript as partial. The transcript has 2 exons. NCBI's taxonomy places the organism in Eukaryota, Metazoa, Arthropoda, Malacostraca, Decapoda, Penaeidae. The record is from RefSeq and is a predicted model, not a curated record.